Nematostella vectensis (starlet sea anemone) is the source of this 2420-nucleotide messenger RNA. RefSeq names its product sideroflexin-2. Gene Ontology annotation, cellular component: mitochondrial inner membrane. The transcript has 10 exons. The coding region runs from base 168 to 1127 and encodes 319 amino acids. Gene Ontology annotation, biological process: monoatomic ion transport; serine import into mitochondrion. Gene Ontology annotation, molecular function: monoatomic ion transmembrane transporter activity. The record is from RefSeq and is a predicted model, not a curated record. Lineage: Eukaryota; Metazoa; Cnidaria; Anthozoa; Actiniaria; Edwardsiidae.
CUAGUGCGGAUUGCGGGCUCAACUUGUUUGCCCGCUAAACUUGUUUGACUGGUGUCGUGUCCCGGGUUCAUGUUCUUUAUUAGAAAAUUUUCAAUCGUAGAUCGAGAAAGGGAUCGAACGAUGCUCUGAUUUAUAGGCAGAGUUACUAUUACUUUACACUGGCAAUCAUGGCGGGAAGAAUAGACCUAGACACGCCACGCUGGGACCAGUCAACCUUUACUGGCCGCUUCAAACAUUUCCUGGCAAUUACUGACUGGACUAAAAGUUUUCACACAAACAAAGAACUUGAUGAUGCAAAGGACUUGGUAGAGAAGUAUAGGAGAGGAGAGGAGCCUGCUGGGGUGUCUGUAGAAGACUUAUGGAAUGCCAAGCAUCUGGCAGACUCCGCCUUUCACCCUGACACAGGUGACAGAAUGAAUCUGAUUGGUCGCAUGACUUUUCAAGUUCCUGGAGGAAUGGCUAUCACUGGUGCUAUGUUGCAGUGGUACAGAACUGUUCCUGCUGUGGUGUUCUGGCAAUGGGUCAAUCAAUCAUUCAAUGCUCUUGUCAAUUACACAAACAGAAAUGCAAAGUCAGAAAUCACCAACAAGCAGAUAGGAAUAGCAUAUGCUUCAGCAACCACUAGUGCAGUUGCUGUAUCUGUAGGAUUCAAUCAUCUAGUUAAGACUGCACCCCCCUUGCUGGCUAGGUAUGUCCCGUUUGUUGCAGUGGCAGCUGCCAACUGUGUCAAUAUCCCACUUAUGAGACAAAGGGAGCUUGCCCACGGGAUUGUUGUGUUUGACAAGCAUGGUAAUGCUAUUGGUCCAUCUAAAAAGGCUGCUGUCAAAGGCAUCUCUCAAGUAGUUAUCUCUAGAGUAACUAUGGCAGCUCCAGGAAUGUUAAUAAUACCCAUUAUCAUGGAAAAACUAGAGAGAUAUUCUUUUAUGCAGAGGAUACGCUUUCUCCAUGGCCCUCUACAGAUGCUGUUAUGCGGUGUUAGCUUGUCUUUGAUGGUCCCUGCAGCAUGCUCAAUAUUUCCACAGAAAUGCUCAAUGAAUGUAGAUCAGCUGGAACCCGAACUACAAGAGAAAAUUAAAAAGAUGGGAGGUCCUACCAUUGACAAAGUCUACUUUAAUAAGGGGCUUUGAUCCUGUAUUAGAAUAGGCAGUAUUUUAUAUAUUAAACACCCCCGGUCACAAUAGCACAAGUGUAUGGCAUAUUUAUGGUAAUAAAGGGCUUGAAACACAUUUCUGCAGAUGCAAAGUUUAUUUAAUUUUAAGGCUGAAUAGUAAUUUUUUUAUACCAGUGAGAUUAAAGCCUAAUUGCCCUUCUUUUCAUCAAAGGAAUAACCAGGAGUUCAUGAUUUUUAUGUAAUAUUAAUUAGUAAGUUUUUGGGGGUUUAGGACUGUGUGUUAAAAUUGCUUUUGUUGCAAAAUACAAUUCAUUAGCCCUCUUCUGGCUAUUCCUCUGUGAAGCUUAUAUAUUAGUCUGUGCAGGUGCAAUUACAAAAUCUUUAUAAUGAUUUAAAGGCUGUAUGCAUUUAAGAUAAGUUUGUUAAUCUCAAAAAUUAAAUAGCUUUGAUUUGCAAAGAAAUGGAAAUGUAUGACAGGCCCGUAGCCAGGGUUUUUUUUGAAGAACUUUGAGUGGAAGGUCUGCUCAAAUGCAAGAAUAUCGAGAAACACUUGUGGGCUAUAGGAGGAAGUAUCUUUAAAAAAUGCUCCGCUUAACAUGUAAACCAAGCUAAACACCCUGGCUCAGGGCCUGUAAGGUGGAUUAUUUAGGACGGAAACCUUCUUAAAACCAACAGCCUUUGAAGCAAAAAAUACACUAAAAAUACUAUUUUACACUUUACAAACAUAAUGCAUGUCUGAGAGUGACAUGAAUCUACAAUAUUAUACUGUAACAAACAUAAUAAAUGUAUUAAAGAACCUUUAACGUUAUAUGUUUUAGACAGCAUCAUAAUAAGAUGGCAGUUUUUAUCUGAUACAGAUGCACAAAUCCUAGGUCUAAUUUAUUAGUAUAGCAUAUUCUAAGAUCUUUAUUGUUAAAAGCCCAGCAUUUUUCCCUGUUUUUUUUUUCAAAGUGUGCAGUUAAGCACACUGCCCUGCAUAUUUAUUCCAGUUCAACUGUUGGAGAUUAUCCAUUAGACAGUUUUGUUGCUUCUCAACUGCUCUGUGCAUAAAUUAUUUUUAUCAAAGGUUCAUUGAAGAAAAGGUUUAAAAUCCAAUUAUUAUGAGAGAUAUUAAAAAUAGGACUUGAAUUCAAAAACUAAUUUUCAUACAAUCAAUUUUCAAGCUCAAUACUGUAGACAAAUAAUAGAAAAUAAACAAUUAUUGAUAAAACUUCUUGUUAGGAUAUAAAAUGGAUUAGUGGUGUUUAAGCAUUCCAUAUGUUUAUCUUUGCACUUUAUGUGCUUACAGAAUAAAUGGUGAAGAAAUACA